Aspergillus sclerotioniger CBS 115572 is the source of this 1275-nucleotide messenger RNA. RefSeq lists its product as uncharacterized. NCBI's taxonomy places the organism in Eukaryota, Fungi, Ascomycota, Eurotiomycetes, Eurotiales, Aspergillaceae. The record is from RefSeq and is a predicted model, not a curated record. The transcript is spliced from 3 exons. The coding region runs from base 1 to 1275 and encodes 424 amino acids.
AUGGGCAGACCCUUCUUGUGCACCUUGCCCUUGGAGAUCACUCAAGCCAUUCUCUGCCAUCUUCCGGAUCUCGAGACGCUGCAAUCGACUGUCUUUGCCCAUCCUGCCUUAUCAUCCGCUUUCACCGAGCACAAGGAGUAUAUCUUGCAUCAGAUCCUGUCGCAUACUAUCCCUCCCGAGCUAUUGCCGGAUGCCAUCCUUGCCUUUAACGCAUCCACCAUCGAGGCCGAUCCAUGGACGCGCGAACGAGUGCUUUCCAUCCUGGACGAGCACAAGUCUCGCCAGAUUCCCCCCUCGUUCCGACUGACCGUCAAAACCGCUUUUUCGAUGCAGACGCUACACCGGCAGGUGCACGCUUUCACCUCGGAAUUUCUCUCCACGGCGCUAUCCCAGAUGUUCUUCAUAGGCUUCCCAUCCUCAGUCUCUCCCUCGUACACUGAAGAGUGUCGAACGGCCAGGUCUUUUUACCGCUUCGAGAUACACCAGCACCUGUUCCGGAUGAGAGAACCCCGAGCUGGGUUCAACAAGCCAUCGCCGGACUUUCGCCUCGCCGAGCAAUGGAACAUCCACUACCGGCACUAUCCCGUAUGGGAGGUGGAGCAGUUGAUGUCCGUCUGUGACUUUCUCUUCCGCACAAUUGCCAGGCCUUUUCGCGAGAUAGCUGAGCGUGAGACGGAGUGGUCCGACGAGGGGAUCUGGUACGUUUCCGGCGAGGCAUGCCACAUGGAUCGCCCAUCUCCUAUAGGAACUCUACUGGCCCACGGCCUCGUCUUCCUGGGAAGAGUCCUCGCGGCCCCUACAUAUGCAGAACGUUAUCAGUUACUCGCCCCGAAGCUUCUCGGCAAGCCCUUCAUCUCCUCUCUUGCUGAAUUGCUCCCAAACAUCUGUGGUGCCCAGCCGGGCAGUGCUCUGUGGUACAACGAUCUCACCUUGGAACAGAUCCAAGGGUUACAGGAGGUGGAACCUCCUGGAUUUGAUUCGGGUCCAGCUGAGGCCUGGCGAUGGGCACAUGCAAGACUGGCCAGAUAUGACUGGGUCGGAGGGGAGGACACGCAACAGCUCCGCCGACGAGGAUAUGUGUUCUGGGAUCAUGACCGGCUUGUAGACUGGGGCUUACUCGAUCAGCCAUGGAGAGCGUUGUCUCCAGAUUUAACGACCACUGAGUGGCGAAGCGAAAUGAUGGAAGCCAACCUGGAACAACGGCCAAAUCUGUACUUGGUUCGGGGUGUGGGCUGGUGGUGGGCUGGGGGACACGAUCCACGUCCAGUGUCAUGA